AUGUCGAGCAAGGCCGCAUUGAAAGCUGUCCGCACAGCUUUAGACGCAAAGGACUUUGGAGCUGCUGCUGCAAAGGCCAAGGAACUUGUGCAAGAUGAUCCCCAAAAUUAUCAUGCUCACGUUUUUCUCGGACUGGCAAAUGACAAAUUGAACAAGAACGAUGAUUCGGAGAACGCCUAUAUUGCUGCUACCCGUAUUAAGGAUAGCGAUCGUACAGCGUGGCAAGGGUUGAUCAGCUUGUACGAGAAGCAAGGUGGUCAAAAGCUAGACGCCUAUCACGAAGCCGUCCUUAGGCUUGGGAAGAUAUUUGCAGAUAGUGAUGAAAAGGAACGCUGCCAGAAUGUUGUGGACAAAUAUGUAAAGCUUGCUAAGAAGAAUGGCGAUAAGUACUACAAGAAGGCAUUGGAGAUUCAUCUCCCAGACUCUCCGCUGUACGAUUUUCUUGAAGGACGUCUUCCCCACCCAUCCCAAACCUACCAGCGCCUGAUUGAGAUCACCGAAGCGGAAGAGAAAGAAUACAUCAACAAGGAGAUUGGGGAACGCAAGUUCCGUCUUGGGGCCACAAAACAGGGCACAACAGCUGAGGUCAAGCGGGAGGCAUUCCGGAAAAGUGGAUUGGAAGCCUUGUACAAAGGCAUCAUUGAUUGGACGAAUGACGAUGUCGUCCGACGUCAGUAUGAGGAGAAAGUCCUCGAGCGCGCCUAUGAAGAGCUUGAAGUCUUAGCUGCCGGCAAGAAACCCGCCAAAAAGAAGGAAGUUUAUCGCCUAGCCGAAGAUAUGGUGACCAUAAAGCAUCCGUUCGAGCUGGCAUGGACGAUUGUACUCGAAUGGAAGGAUGUUGAGAAUUACUCGGAAUGGGAUGUCAAUGUCUUGCGCGAGUUCAUUGAGUUCUUCCCCGACUCCGGACUUUCUAAAAUCCUCAAGGGGUUUCUGACCAGCGAGUUGAGUCCAUUUCCUCCGGAAGAGCCGAGUGAUGACGACCAAGAAAACAACGCUUCUACCAAGGACGCUGAAACAGCGACUGAGGCUAUCGAGUUAGCUGCUCAAGACCGACUGAUAUUGAUGGCUGAGGGCCUUGACAACGCUCGUUCAUCGAUCAUUGCCCACCGGAUUAUGUCCGACCUCUACCUCUCGCUCGACGAGUACGAGAGCGUAGUAGAGGUUGCACGGAAAGGGUUGGAAAACGUGGAGGAGUUUGUUGGAAAGACCGCUGGCAAGGCACCCAACACUAUUGAUUCAUUGAACCUCAGCCUUGCCAACGCAUUGAUUCAUUACCAGUCCCCUCGGCAUCACCCGGAAGCUAAGGCAAUCUUCGACGCCAUUCUCCAAAGAAAACCGAAGUCUACCAUUUCUCUUCUCGGAGUUGGUCUGAUUCUGAAAGUGGAUGAGGACUAUAAAGAUGCUGUCACUUUCUUGGAGCGGGCUUUAGAACGUGAUUCUUCUAAUCUCAAAGUGCGAGGCGAGCUGUUUUGGUGCAAGGCCUUGAGCGGUGACUUGGAUGCCGGGAUUGAAGGUCUCCAGGAUGCUCUCGCAACACUGGAUGAAUUGGAUCCAAAAAACAGAAUUUUCAAGUCCGAAUUACUCUAUCGCAUCGGUUAUUGUCAAUGGGAAUUAGAUACUUCUUCCGCUGCCAGGAAGAAUCGGAAUGGCGCUUAUGCAAACUUCCUCGCGUCGAUCAAGGCCAAUAUGAACUAUGCCCCGGCAUAUACCAGUCUGGGCUUCUACUACGCAGAUUACAAGAAGGACAAGACCAGGGCACGCCGAUGUUUCCACAAAGCAUUUGAAUUGUCCUCGUCGGAGGUGGAGGCAGCUGAACGUCUUGCAAGAGGAUUUGCGGAUCAACAAGAAUGGGACCUCGUUGAAGCUAUCUCGCAGCGAGUAGUCGAAUCGGGUAAGGUCAAGCCUACCCCCGGUUCCAAGCGACGGGGUUACAGCUGGCCAUAUGCCGCACUUGGAACGGUCCAAAUCAACAAGCAACAAUACAGCAAGAGUAUUGUCUCGUUUCAAGCAGCCCUGCGAAUUACACCUGGUGAUUAUCACUCCUGGGUCGGUCUCGCAGAAAGUUACCAUCAUUCCGGCCGAUAUAUUGCCGCCACCAAGGCCUUCGAACAUGCAAAAUACCUGGAGUCUAACCUAUCGGAAGGAGAAAGAGACAAUAUCUGGUUUGCGCGAUAUAUGCUAGCCAACGUGCGGCGAGAACUUGGAGAGUAUGAAGAUGCUAUUACAAGCUACGAGGACAUAUUGAGCACCCGACCGAAUGAUAUCGGUGUUACCAUUGCGCUUCUUCAAACAUUGUGCGAAAGCUCAUGGAAGAGCCUGGCCUCAGGAUUAUUCAACACUGCCGCGGAGCUUGCAUGCAAAGUCAUUCAAGUAUCUUCGGCACUUGUCGCUGUCCGGAGUGACAUAUUUAAUCUCUGGAAGGCUGUUGGGGAUUCAUGUGCAAAUCUCUCUUAUAUCAAGAAGAAAAUUGACAAGAUGUCAGCUUCAGAUUGCAAGGCCUUGCUGCUCACUGAGCUAGACCCAAUAUCCAUUGACCUUAUGACCGACGUGGAUGGCAUAGGGUCGAGCUGGCUUAACUCAAGCGACAGUGAUAAUAUGUCAUCUGAUUUCUGUGUAUACAUGGCAAUUUUGGCGUACAAGCGUGCAAUCCAUGUUGCUGUGCAUGAUACACAUGCUCAGGCAGUCGCUUGGUAUAACCUGGGCUGGGCCGAAUAUCGCGCACACCGUAGCGUGCAAACCGGCUCGAGCCACACGGGGACGAAGCCCCGCAAAUUCCUCAAAGCCUCGAUGCGGUGCUUCAAGCGAGCUAUUGAGCUGGAAGCUGGCAACUCCGAGUUCUGGAAUGCGCUGGGCGUGGUGACCACGAGCAUGAGCCCUAGGGUUGCGCAGCAUGCCUUUGUGCGAAGCUUGCACCUCAACGAUCGAAGUGCACAGGUCUGGACCAACCUUGGAGCGCUCUACCUCCUCCACAAUGACAUUCAGCUUGCCAAUGACUCGUUCACGCGUGCCCAGUCUACGGAUCCUGAUUAUCCCGCUGCUUGGGUUGGACAGGGCUUCCUUGCCCUUCUUUACGGGGAUGCCAAGGAGGCACGAGGUCUAUUUGAGCAUGCAUUCGAUAUAUCUAACUCGUCUGAUGUUCUUCCCAAACGUCAAUACACUCUCACGCUGUUCGAUCAUCUCCUUUCUGACCCCUUAGCUUCCAACGAAGUGUCUCAGCUCAUACAGCCUUUUUUCGCCCUUCACCAAUUAUGCUCACAAGAUCCAUCAGACCUGCCGUUUAUGCACCUGUCUGCGUUACUGGCUGAGAGGAUGGGCGAGGUUGCUGAUGCUGAGUCCAGCCUGGAGGUUGUUUGCGCCGGCAUGGAAACCGUAUUCGAAGAGACAGAAUCCCCUGUCUCUCUCUUGCGAUAUGCACAGGCCACCGCAGAUAUGGCUCGCGUUAUUCUCGCGAACGGCCAAUUCGAGGAAGCCGCCGAGAAGGCGGAGACUGCAUUGACGCUCUCAGGGGAGGAAGAUGCAGAGAAGUUUGAUCCUGAGGCAUGCGGUAAACUUCGCCUGUCAGCACACCUUACUGCAGGUCUGGCACACUAUUAUAUGAAGUCAAUGGACCAGGCCAUUGAUAUGUUCCGUGACGCUCUUCAAGAAGCCGAUAGCGCACCAGACGUGGUAUGUCUCUUGGCUCAAGUUCUGUGGGCUAAAGGGGGCGAAGAGGAAAGGUCCGUGGCUCGCCAACAACUUUUUGACUGCGUGGAGAAUCAUCCAGAACACGUUGGAGCUGUCACUCUUCUGGGGGCCAUUGCUCUCUUGGAUGCUGAUAAGGACGCCAUUGAGGCCGUGGAAUCCGAUCUCCAUACCAUGAUUACACGAGAAGACAUCGACAUCCACGAUCGAGCUAAACUUAUCAAGCUUCUGAGCGCCAUCUCAACCAUGGGUUUCACGGAAGACGCCAAUCUUCCUGAAGAAAUUCGGCAAAGGGGCGAGGCUACUGCAGCCGUGAUGCUGGGGCCAGGUCAGCCACAGGGCUGGAUGGAGCUGUCUGCUGUCUCAGAUGACCAAUACCCAUCUGAGAUGGCGGUUGAUCGAGCGCUCCGCUGCGUGCCGCCCUAUGGAAACCUUGACGCCUCGGAUCUCAGCCAAGCUUAUGCACAAACCGGCAAGCUAGGUGAUGCAUACCGGGCUAUCAUGGCUGCGCCAUGGAGGAGUGAAGGCUGGAAGGAGUUGGAACACGGCGUAUCUGGUCUAGUGGCUUAG
Penicillium macrosclerotiorum is the source of this 4251-nucleotide messenger RNA. Its product is annotated as SKI complex subunit tetratricopeptide repeat protein SKI3. Gene Ontology annotation, cellular component: Ski complex. The record is from RefSeq and is a predicted model, not a curated record. Lineage: Eukaryota; Fungi; Ascomycota; Eurotiomycetes; Eurotiales; Aspergillaceae. The transcript has 3 exons. Gene Ontology annotation, molecular function: protein binding. Bases 1 to 4251 code for a protein of 1416 amino acids.